Molecule: messenger RNA, 2264 nt
Organism: Phragmites australis (common reed)
Lineage: Eukaryota; Viridiplantae; Streptophyta; Magnoliopsida; Poales; Poaceae
Product: protein NRT1/ PTR FAMILY 3.1-like
Exons: 4
Coding region: 79-1875 (598 amino acids)
Biological process (GO): transmembrane transport
Cellular component (GO): plasma membrane
Molecular function (GO): transmembrane transporter activity
Source: RefSeq, a predicted model, not a curated record
UCCAAAGACACUACGUACACUAGACACAGUUGUGGCUGUGCGGCGCUGCGCUUGAGCUCGUCACCUCCAGCGCCACGAAUGGCGACGACGGAGGCGGCCAUGGAAGGCCGGAAGAAGACGAGCAUGAAGAAGGGUGGCCUGAGAACAAUGCCCUUCAUCUUUGGCAACGAGGUGGCGGAGAAGCUCGCCGUGGUGGGCUUCUCGACCAACAUGCUGACGUACCUAACGCAGCAGCUGCACAUGCCGCUCGCCAAGGCCGCCACCACGCUCACCAACUUCGGCGGCACCUCCGCCGCGACGCCCCUCAUCGGGGCCUUCAUCGCCGACGUUUGCGUCGGCCGCUUCUGGACCAUCGCCGCCGCCUCCAUCGUGUACCAAGUCGGCAUGGCGCUCCUGACGGUGUCGGCAGCGCUGCCGCAGUUCCGACCGCCGCCGUGCAAGCCCGGCGGCGCGGUGACCUGCCAGGAAGCGGCGCAGUGGCAGUUGGCGGUGCUGUACGUCGCCCUGCUCCUGAACGCGGUGGGCGCCGGAGGGUACCGCCCCUGCAUCGUGGCGUUCGGCGCGGACCAGUUCGACGAGUCGCAAGCGGCGGAGCGCGCGCGGUCGUGGGGGUUCUUCAACUGGUACUACUUCUGCAACGGCACGUCCAUGCUAGUAGCCGUCACGGCGGUGGUGUACGUGCAGGACAACGUCGGCUGGGGCUGGGGCCUCGGCGUGCCGGCCUUCUGCAUGGGCGUCUCCGUCGCGGCCUUCGUCGCCGGGUACCCGAUGUACCGGAGGCUCGAGCCGGCGGGCAGCCCGUUCACGCGGCUCGCGCAGGUGGUCGUCGCCGCCGUCAGGAAGCGGCGCGUGCCGGCGGCCGACGCCGACCCUGGGAGGCUGUACGAGAACGACGAGCUGGACGCGCCCAUCUCGAUGUACGGCAAGCUCCUGCACACGGACCAGCUCAGCUUCUUGGACCGCGCGGCGGUCGUCACCGACGGGGAUCUGGUCACGACGACGGACGCCUCCUCCGGCAAGCCUUCGCCGCGCCCCACCCCUAACCCGUGGCGUCUGAGCACGGUGCACCGCGUGGAGGAGCUCAAGUCGGUGAUCCGCAUGGGCCCCAUCUGGGCGGCGGGCAUCCUGGUGAUCACGGCGUCGUCGACGCAGCACACCUUCUCCCUGCAGCAGGCGACCACUAUGGACCGCCGCCUCGUGCCGGGCAGCUCCUCGUUCCAGAUCCCCGCGGGUUCCAUGACCGUCUUCGCGCUGCUCGCCAUGCUCGCCACGCUCUUCGCCUACGACCGCGCGCUCGUCCCGCUCGCGCGCCGCGCCACGGGGCUUGACCGCGGCAUCUCGUUCCUCCACCGCAUGGGCAUCGGCUUCGCCGUCUCCGUGGCCGCCACCCUCGUGGCAGGCUUAGUCGAGCGGCACCGCAGGGAGGCCGCCGCCGCCGCGGGGACCACGGACGCCGGCACGGCGCCACUGUCCGCGUACUGGCUGGUGCCGCAGUACGCGCUGCACGGGAUUGCCGAGGCGUUCACCUCCGUGGGGCACCUCGAGUUCAUGUACGACCAGGCGCCCGAGAGCAUGCGCAGCACGGCGACAGCGCUGUUCUGGCUGUCCAUCUCGCUGGGGAGCUACGUGAGCACGAUGCUCGUGGACGCCGUGCACCGGUGGAGCGCCGGACCCGACGGUUCCAACUGGCUGCCGGACAACAUCAACCGCGGCAGGCUGGACUACUACUACUGGGUCGUGACGCUGCUGCAGUUCCUGAACCUGGUGUACUACCUGAUUUGCGCCAAGCGAUACAGGUUCAAGCCCGUGCAGCUCCACAAGAAAGAGGAGGAAGAAGGCGGCAACUCAAUGGUGGAGCUGCAAGAAAAGGUUUGAGUAGCACGGCACUAUACCAAUGGAGGAACAGGUCUAGCUACAAAGCAGGUAUUAGGUAAAUGUCUGAACCUUGAUUGAGGUUAGUGCAUAUAUGUUUGGCAGCAAAGCAUGUGUAUGCAUGUAAAUCAGAGGGACAACAAACAGAGAGAUUGUUCAGGUAAGCUGUCUUGGAAAGUUCUCAAUGGACGAGGAAGGCAGCAUUGCACCUAUGUGCAGGUACAGUUCUAGCUACUACAAUUAUUAGGUAGAUGUCUGAAAUUCCAGGUUAAUGCAUAUGUAUGUCGGCAUCUGUAUGUAGAUCAGUGACAAACAGAGAGAUUGUUCAGGCAAGCAAUCUCUGAAAGUUCUCAAAUACACAUUCUGUCAAUGCCAGUAACUAUUUGAUGCUC